This is a messenger RNA of Syzygium oleosum, 1491 nucleotides long. Its product is annotated as FK506-binding protein 3-like. Gene Ontology annotation, molecular function: peptidyl-prolyl cis-trans isomerase activity. The transcript has 5 exons. Lineage: Eukaryota; Viridiplantae; Streptophyta; Magnoliopsida; Myrtales; Myrtaceae. The record is from RefSeq and is a predicted model, not a curated record. The coding region runs from base 317 to 1057 and encodes 246 amino acids.
CCAAUUCAGUCAGCCGUAUACAAGCGGUCAGAAUCGCAACGAAGCCAUACUUCAUUUGGCUGAUUACCCGAACUCAUCAAUCUGAAGAAAGCCUCCACCGCUGCUUCGAGUCGUGGGUCCGCCUUACCGAGACCAGAGACAACGGCCGUAUGAGGAAACAAAUUGGGAUGCGACAGCCCAUCGAAGACGCUGUCGGCCAUGGAUGCAGGAAGAGUGAAGAGAGAGAGAGAGAGAUCGGGGAAGUGGAGUGAAGACGAUUUUGCCAAGUUUGACUUAUUCAUCUAUCUCUUCUUCUCCUUCCUCCUCAACGAGAGAGAUGUGCCGUUGGACUCGCUCUCUCAAACUCACUCCCAUCUUUCUCUCCACGUGUAUGCAGGCGCUCCAUUUUCACAAUCUCUCCAGAUGCAUGCAGGCGUUCCAUUUUCGUAAUCCAUCCGGAGGACAGCACACGAUGGGGAAUCGGAGGUUCCGGCAGUUCCCGACGAGCGAUGACGAGGAGGACGAGCCGCAUCCUCGGAAGCGAGUCACUCGCCCCUCGAAGAAUCCCGCGGAGAGCGAGGCCAAGUCCAGGAGCAAGCGCCGGAAGCCGGUGAAGCUCGUGGAUGACGACAAGGAUGAGGACGGAUACGGAGGUGAACCUGAGGCUGAUCAGGAGGGCGGGCGAGAGGAGAAGAGUGCAAAGAGUGCGAAGAGGAAGAGGGAGAAGGAAGAGGAAGAGGAGGAGGAGGAGGAGGAGGAGCACGCUGAUGAGGAUGUUAAGGUUGUGGGCCUUCCGUACAAGUCUUCUGGCAAGGGGAGCCGGCGGAGGAGGCAUUACCUGGCAUUCGAAUACCAUGGAGAUUACUACAAGCUGGAGGAUACUAUACUUGUCGACCCCGCUGAAACAGAUCAUAAACCAUAUGUGGCUAUUAUCAAGCCAUAUGGAUUAAAUGUUGGCCCAUCAGAGAGGGGCACAAUACUUAAGGGUUUGGACUUGGGUGCUCAAGGCAUGCGAGUAGGAAGCCAGAGGCUACUAAUAGUUCCGCCCCGAGCUAGCCUAUGGAAGCAAAGGGGUUGAGGAGAUCCCGCCAAAUGCAACAAUAGAGCUAGAAUUUCCGCAAAGAAGAUCAUUCAUUGAUUGCACCAGCUCGGUCAUCAAUAAUACCCCCUUCGGAAGGAAAUCCUGCCUUUGUUUGGUACCCACCGGAUUUAUUCAUUGUUUACCAACUUCAGCCGUUGAUUCCAAUGCCCAUUGCCUACACACCAUCAUAAUUGCCCGUGGAAAUGCCCCCGUCUAAGGUCUUUUGGCUCACAUCAGAAUCGAAUUACUUCAUAUGGGAAAGUUUCGUUGUUUCAAGGUAUCGAGGCCAUCUUUAAAUGGAAAGUCUCACAUUCAUCUGAGUACGACUCCAAAGACGAACCGAACUAUGAUUGAAAGAAAAUGUCACUGCAUAGUGCAAUUUGGGUUGGGAAUGGCUAGAAAGUUUCAUGUCAUGCCAACGCUACUAUUGA